This is a messenger RNA of Chlamydomonas reinhardtii, 1173 nucleotides long. RefSeq lists its product as uncharacterized. Lineage: Eukaryota; Viridiplantae; Chlorophyta; Chlorophyceae; Chlamydomonadales; Chlamydomonadaceae. The transcript has 8 exons. The record is from RefSeq and is a predicted model, not a curated record. Bases 134 to 757 code for a protein of 207 amino acids. Gene Ontology annotation, cellular component: endoplasmic reticulum membrane. Gene Ontology annotation, biological process: endoplasmic reticulum organization; vesicle-mediated transport.
CAUUUUCCUUGACUUGUUGAAAUCCUUGGGCACAUCACCUACAAGCCGAGCUCGCACAGAAUAAAGCUAACGAAGACAGACCGCUCACCCAAAACCCCUCUUGAACUACGUAACCCGCCUCCGAUUCGUUAGAAUGCCGCCUCGUCCGGAAGGCACCGAUGGCUCAGACUGGAGCUACCGGGAGGUCGUUGAAGAUCGCUACAAGCGCAUGGCCGUCAACAUGAGCGCCACACUCGUGCUCCACCAAGUACAGACACUGAUCGUGGUCUUGAAGCUGGCGUGGACGUGUAUCCCCAUCUACACUGGCGAGGGCACCCCCAACCAGUUCUUCUAUGCGUGGGCGGUGCUGCUGCUGCUUGGCAACGUGUGCUUCUACCUGGGCAAGCCCCGCGGCCGCUGCAUCCUGCCGUACAUGAAGGUGGCGGUCACGUGCGUGCUGCUGACCAUGGCGCUGACGUUCAUCGGCAUCUGGAAGAUGUACAUGCUGGAGCCCAAGACCAGCAUGCUUUCGCGGCGCCUGUUCAAGUACCUGAAAGACACAGGACGCGUCACCUCCAUCAAGGCUUUGGACACGUUCACGACCAUAGAGGGCCUGAUCGACGCGGCGACGCUGGCGGCGUGCGGAGUGUGCUUCUUCGUGUUCAACAACUGGGUGAAGGACGCCAUGGAGGUCGUCAAGGAGCGCGAUGAGCGCAUCAAGGCGGCGGGCGCCGGCGCCGCGGCGGCCAAGGCGGCGGGCCUCAAGAAGCGGCGGUAAAGAUGGAGGGUAGCUAGAGGGCUGUGUGUUGUGUGGUGAUGGAGCAUGGCUAUAGGCGAACAAUGUUUGUGCUCGCAACUCGCAACUGAGUGGAAUCAUGAGCGGCGCCAGGCGGGACGUCGCAACGCUGGAUACGCUUCCCUAUGCGUUAGCGCGGCGGAUCGUGUGAGCUGGUGGAUGGGGUAAUCAUGAAGGCCCAGGGGCCAGGGCACAUGAAGAACAACAUGCCAUAACGAGUCAACGCAGUGAAGGCAUGUGUACCGACAUGGCAGCCUGGGAAUAGGUUGUGCCACUGUGCUGAAGUAUGGAGUGGGGCCUGAGGCGCCCCUCUGCUGUGUGAGGUGAUGUUCAGAGGUUGGACCUAGUAAAGACGCUUGCCUACAGGUCCAGGCGCACAGGCAUGAGAGUGAGUUAUU